UGAUGAGAAACAAAAGAUGGCAACUUGGGAGGGUGAUUUUGUCAUCUACUCUCUUUCUCUCUCCUCAUUCACUCUCUCUUCCUCUCUUCUUAACAAAUGCUCAACAAUCCCACUGUUCUUAUUUUCCUGCUUCAAAUUCUCAACAACAAGAACAACCAGAACAAGAACAGAUAGCCAUAGCCAUAGCCAUAGCCAUGGAGCUUUCUUCUGUUCAUUCUCGCUCUCUAAAGCCAAACCCAGAUGAUGACAAUGAUACCAAUCUUUCAACCCAGCUCAUACCAGAAGCAACUUCCAAAAAAAGAAAGGUCCUGCAAAAAACUGUGGUUACUGUAAAGAUUGGGUCUAAAAAAGCUGCAAUAGGGGUAGGGAAGAUGAAGAAUGAAGGCCCUCCUCCUGAUUUUUGGUCUUGGAGAAAAUAUGGUCAAAAACCCAUCAAGGGAUCUCCAUAUCCAAGGGGUUAUUACAGAUGUAGCACAACAAAGGGCUGUUCUGCAAAAAAACAAGUUGAGAGAUGCAAAACAGAUGGUUCAAUGUUCAUUAUAACAUACACUUCAACCCAUAACCAUCCAGGUCCCAACAUCUCUACCCUUAAUUUGGAUCAAACUCAAGAACAGAUUCAACCACAGCCGUUGGAUCAAGGUCAAAAUCAGGAUGUUCAUCCAAUUCAAGGGCUAGAAAAGCAAGAUCAAGAUCAAAGUGAAGAAGAAGAAGAAGAAGAAGAAUUAAGUAUGGAAGAGGAAGAAGAAGAAGAAGAAGAAGAGGAAAAGGCAAACAAGACAGAAGCGGAAAAUCAUGAUCAUUUCUUUGAUGAACUUGAAGAAUUGCCAUCUCCUCAACCUUUCUCAAGCUAUUUUUUUGAUGAAAUUAGGCUAAUUUCUGCUGCCCCUUCUUGAUUUUUGUUUAUGUUGUUCUAAGUUCAAAAGGUUUAGAGGGCUAAAUCUGAGUUGAAGGGUUCAAAUUUCCGGUCGUGUUGUACUCGAUAUGUGAAUAUGAAAUCCUAAACCAGUUUCUAUUCUCGAUUAUCUUUAUUUGGUAA
This is a messenger RNA of Cucurbita maxima (winter squash), 1036 nucleotides long. RefSeq names its product probable WRKY transcription factor 69. Bases 3 to 893 code for a protein of 296 amino acids. Gene Ontology annotation, cellular component: nucleus. The transcript has 3 exons. Gene Ontology annotation, biological process: regulation of DNA-templated transcription. NCBI's taxonomy places the organism in Eukaryota, Viridiplantae, Streptophyta, Magnoliopsida, Cucurbitales, Cucurbitaceae. The record is from RefSeq and is a predicted model, not a curated record. Gene Ontology annotation, molecular function: DNA-binding transcription factor activity; transcription cis-regulatory region binding.